This is a messenger RNA of Panicum virgatum (switchgrass), 778 nucleotides long. Its product is annotated as thioredoxin O, mitochondrial. The record is from RefSeq and is a predicted model, not a curated record. NCBI's taxonomy places the organism in Eukaryota, Viridiplantae, Streptophyta, Magnoliopsida, Poales, Poaceae. The transcript is spliced from 7 exons. The coding region runs from base 118 to 453 and encodes 111 amino acids. Gene Ontology annotation, molecular function: protein-disulfide reductase activity.
UGCCCCCACCUCCCCGUCGCCGUAAACCCUAGCCCCGCGCCCGUGCUCCCCUCCUCCUCCGCGUCGCCGUCUCCCGCGCUCCCCCGCCUCUUCUCCUCCUCCGCGGGCGGGUCAAGUAUGGUCGUGGUGGCCUCCGCGGACUCCUUCGCCACCAUCCUGUCCAAAGUCAGAGAUGAUAAGCAGUCGGCUGUGUUCUACUACACGGCGGUGUGGUGCGGACCCUGUAGGGCGAUUGCGCCUUUCGUAUCAAAGCUGAGUGACAAGUAUCCGCAGAUACCGGUGUAUAAAGUUGACAUCGACAUGGAAGGCAUUGGAACCAAGCUUGGUGACCUCCGAGUGUACUCAGUUCCUACUUUCCAUUUCUAUCAUAAGGGGGAGAAGACAACUGAAGUGGUGGGUGCUGACACUAAAAAACUUGAAGCAGCUAUGGAGAGUCUGCACAAGGCGCAGUAGAAGUUCCAGAGAAGACGGUGUUGAGCCAGUGCCUAUGAUUCGCGCCUAUGUGGUUUGACUAAUGAGUUUUCGGUCUUCAGCUUUUAGGAAAAAUUGUCCAGAACUCCAGGUGCUUCUCGUGUUUGGAUAGAGUGAAAUGCAAUGUCCUAUGGGCUUUUAUUUAGUAGUGUGAAUUUCCGUGCAUAUGUAACGUGGGCGGAAGCUCGUGGUGUUGGUCGAAUUGGGCUAUACUUGCCCGAACCAUGCAUGGGCUUUUCUUUUCCACGAAAUAUCACGCGUGGGCUCUUGUCACACUGCGAGAGUCCGAGUACAGCUCUUUCGGUUC